AAAAUUCUUCUGUUGUACUCCAACUUCAACUUCCGCUUGCAGCCUUCUCCCGUUCCCUUCCACGUGUCAGAUGCCUAUUGGUCAAACGGGCAUUCAAAUUCAAGAAACUCUGCGUUGCAUCUAAUACAUCAGCUUACCAAUCCACCCCAGAAGACUUCCAAUUUGAUUAAUUGGAUAAAGAUUUAUCCAAUUGGUUGUCUAAUUCAUUGUUCAACGCAAAUAUGGAAAAAUCCAAAACAUCUGGCGAGAAUAGUAUUAGUAGUACUAGUACAUGUCAGAAUUCAAGAGUUUCUGUUGAUCAAGAAACCAGAAUCACAAUAAGGGAAGAUGAAAGUUCUGAAAGUGGAGGGGAAAAAAGUGGAGAUUGUGGUGAAAAGUCAGAAGGGUUGACUGUAAAUAAGGGGUUGAAUAAUGAUUUGGGAUUGGAAGAGGAUAAAUAUUCAUGUGGGAUUGAGGCCAAGCGUGGGAAUAUCGAUGGGGAAAAUCAGAGAUUAUGCAGAAUAUGCCAUUUGAGUAAACCAGAAGAUGAGAAGAAUUCGAUGGAUUUGAUUGAACUUGGCUGUGGAUGCAGAGGUGAACUUGGUUUUGCUCAUUCACACUGUGCUGAAGCAUGGUUUAAGCUCAGAGGAAAUAGAUUAUGUGAAAUUUGUGGCGAGACUGCCAAAAAUGUUACAGGUGUCAGUGAUAAUAGAUUCCUGGAAGAGUGGAAUGAGCAGGGAAUAACUAAUGGUGCUGCUGUCUCAUCCGGAAGAAGAAGAGGAUGUUUGCAUAGCCAACCAUUGUGUAACUUCUUGAUGGCAUGCUUAGUAAUAGCAUUUGUGCUCCCAUGGUUUUUCCGUGUAAAUAUGUUUUGAUGAGUAAAUAUAACAUACAUAUUCUUUCCUGUACGUGAAAAAUCAUUUCUUCUGCCUCUUGAGUCCUGACAGUGCAAGUCAUUCGAAAGAUUGCAAUUGUUUUGUAUUGGCUACGUACAUUUGCCAAACACUUAGGCCCCACAGAUAUUCAAGUUUUGAAGUCUUGUUAUACAUCUUCCGGGAUUUUGGCA
Coffea eugenioides is the source of this 1045-nucleotide messenger RNA. RefSeq lists its product as uncharacterized. The transcript has 2 exons. Lineage: Eukaryota; Viridiplantae; Streptophyta; Magnoliopsida; Gentianales; Rubiaceae. Gene Ontology annotation, molecular function: zinc ion binding. The record is from RefSeq and is a predicted model, not a curated record. The coding region runs from base 222 to 854 and encodes 210 amino acids.